AUGCGGCAUGUAAAAGAUCACUUGGCUUGGAGUGCUCUUGGCAAAAUUAAAUUCCUACUGCAGUUUCUCAUCGCAAAGAGCCCAGAAACGACGGAUAACGGCAUGCCUAGACGGUUGCGCACAGCCUACACAAACACACAGCUUCUAGAGUUGGAGAAGGAAUUCCAUUUUAAUAAGUACCUCUGUCGUCCGAGAAGGAUCGAGAUCGCAGCGUCCCUCGACCUCACCGAACGACAAGUCAAAGUAUGGUUCCAGAACAGACGAAUGAAGCACAAGCGACAGACCUUAGUUUCCAAAGGAGACGAUGACAAAGAUAGUGCUGACCGAAACCUCGAUAGUGGUAGUGAUAUCGCAACAGGUGGCGACAGCAAUGAACCUGAUUUAGACAGUGAUCACGGAAUGCCUUCUCGAACGCCUGAGCAUUCCAAUGCAUCAAAAGACUUACUCACUUUAGAUAGUGAUGCCGGCGAAUCGUGUUGUGUACCGUCCCCAGCCAAAUCAGACGCGGUGGUUCAAGAUACUGAUCCGACAUCAACGGCGUCUCUAAAAUCACCUUCAGUGGUCGUGACUGUUACCUCUUGUCCAACAAUGGCAUCACCUUCAACUCUAUCUUUGGAGCGACGGCCAACUCCAAACAAACAGUGUGAUGUCAAUAAUUUGCCAGUUGAGGAAAAUCAUCUGCCCGUAAAUUCCAUAAAUAUAUCCAUGAAUCAUAAUACCAUUUGUGAUAGCAUUUCCUCACAGACAUCUGCACCCAGAUCGUUAUGUAAUUACAAUCCAAGCUCUGAGCCUCCUGUGGUGAAAAUACCUACUCAACGAACAGAGGCAAGAGUACCUACGAUCCCAGUUGCUGGUAUCACAACUUCUCCUGUCCUCCAUAGUAAAAGUCCCACUAUACCAUAUUCCAACUUACCGCAAGAAAACUGCGGAAAUGGUCCCUUACCUUCUUCACCUAAUCACCAAAGACCACGAAUGUAUCCGGGACCAUAUCCUCCUGAUCCAGGAAUUGGUGCAUAUACUCCAACUGGUCAAGUAGCAACAUCACCCGCAACUGGUCCAACAUACUGUUAUAGAACGCCACCGCCUAAUCAGCAUUCUCAACCAUUGCAUAACCAACCGGUGGACAACCCCAGUUACAACAGUCACGUUCAGCAACGAUCAUACAAAGCACCCCAUCAGAACAACAUGCCUUACUACCCUGCGACAGGACAAACGAAUGCACAACAAAAUCCAAAUACCCAUCACCUUCCGAACUCAUGUCAUUCGCAUCAAAAUGACGUAUAUGGCGUCCAACAACGAAAUACGCAAUUACCCGAACAGCCAAUGAUGUCUCAGCAUCAACAUUAUCACCGAAACUCAACUCACCAGCCCCAGCAACAUCAAAGUAAUUACGGCUUCUCAACAGAACAAAGUAACACUGCUUAUCCAAUAAACGAUUAUAACCACUCGCGAGGAUACGAAAAUUACCACCAUCCUCAGCAAGAAAUGAGUAUGAAUAACGAUUACAUGACUUCUGUUCCUUCUAGCAACCAAGCAAGCAAUAAUGUCGGGAAUAAUGGGUACUGCUAUCCAUCAUAUCGUUCAGAAGGAUAUGGUGACACUAAUACUAUGAUUUCUCACUCAAAUGACAUGCAUGGCAUGUUCUAUGACAUGAAUAGUGCAAAUACUGAAGAGUCGAGUCCCUCUUAUCUCUCUUCUCAACCCAAAACAAACUUAUCACAAGAUUCUGGUUACUACGAACUCCAAAAUUCGGUUCAAGAAGGUGCUGUCAUUCCAGAGUUCGUAGAAACACAGGAACGGUUCAAUAGCCAAGCGGAUGACUUCAACUACAGCUGUUUUAACGAAUCUGAUUGUUAUUCAACGAACAAUACCUGUGGGACGAAUGACUUUAAUUUCUUAAAUAUUGCAAAUGAUUACUGCAGUCCGGAGUAUUAUCAAUUAAGCUGA
Uloborus diversus is the source of this 1947-nucleotide messenger RNA. Its product is annotated as homeotic protein proboscipedia-like. Gene Ontology annotation, molecular function: DNA-binding transcription factor activity, RNA polymerase II-specific; DNA binding. The record is from RefSeq and is a predicted model, not a curated record. The transcript has 2 exons. The coding region runs from base 1 to 1947 and encodes 648 amino acids. Lineage: Eukaryota; Metazoa; Arthropoda; Arachnida; Araneae; Uloboridae. Gene Ontology annotation, biological process: regulation of DNA-templated transcription.